Molecule: messenger RNA, 3125 nt
Organism: Ectocarpus sp. CCAP 1310/34
Lineage: Eukaryota; Phaeophyceae; Ectocarpales; Ectocarpaceae
Source: the annotation of a GenBank genome assembly
GGCACCAAGGUUACGACACGAGCAAGUUAGGCACACGGAGGACCUUUAUCAGCGGCUGCCAUUGCUAGGAGAAAGAGAUGUCGAAUUCUAUGAGAGAGCUCGGGGGUCUUGUCGACAACCUCUACAUCAGCUCCCAGCAGCAGCAAAAGCACCCUCAAGACCUCCCCGGAAUGAUGGGGGGCUCGAGAAAACAGCAGGAUGCCACCUCCACCCCAACGCGCGCCCGCAAGACAAAGUCCGCUAUUCGAGGGGACGGCGCCGGCAGAGGCACUCCGUCGCGCGAGGACUCCGAAAACACGCCGGUGCAGCACGGCCACACGGCGGAGAACGGCACGGUAGCCGCGGCCCAGCAGGUCUCCCGAACCAAGCAGCGAGCAGCGACACGCCUGUCCGCGGAGAAGAAGCGCUUCAACACGACGCUGUCCAAGCCUAGCGGUGGGUCUAGCCUCACGGGGAAGCGGUGGAACCUGUCGUGCUUCACCAUGGGGAAGCCCAUCGGGAAGGGGAGGUUCGGAAAUGUGUACCUCGCGCGGGAAAAGGCUUCGAUGAAGGUCCUGGCGCUCAAGAUCAUGCUCAAGAAAGACCUAGAGGCGGCUGGAGUGUACCACCAGGUCAAGUCCGAGAUCGACAUCCACGUGAACUACGGGUCGGGCUGCCCGAACAUCGUCCGCUGCUACGGCUACUUCUACGACGAGAAGAGGAUCUUCAUCGUGAUGGAGUACGCGAGGAAGGGAGAGUUAUACCGCACAAUGAAGGCGCAGCCGGGGGGGCGGUUCACAGAGUCGGUGUCGGCGCGGUACAUAUUCCAGCUGGUCCGAGCGCUGCAAUACCUGCACGGGCUGAAUGUUAUCCACAGGGACAUCAAGCCGGAGAACCUGUUGCUGGACAAGGCUGGAAACCUCCGGCUCUGCGAUUUCGGCUGGUCGAUCGAGGUUGCUGACUACGACACUCGUCAAACUAUCUGCGGGACCCAGGACUAUCUUGCUCCCGAGAUGCUGAUGGAGCGGCCGUACACGACCUCUGUCGACCUGUGGGCGGCAGGCGUAGUGACGUAUGAGUUUCUCUUGGGGCACUCCCCUUUCCGCAGCGAGUCUGGCGGUGCUGACACGCUGUCACGGAUCGAACGAGGCUCCUACGCCUUCCCAAAGGACCCGGCGGUGUCCGCUGAAGCGCAAGACUUCGUUUCCAGGCUGCUGAGAGUCGAGCCCUCGGAGCGCAUGACCCUAGAUGAGGCGGUGCGGCACCCAUGGCUAAGGGAUGCGGUGGCAGAGGCCGCAGCGGCGAAGGCCGCUAGCUCUGCCAAAGCCGCGUCUAGCGCCGGGGCGAAGGGCGCAUCAUCUAGCAGCAGAAGCAGCACCGUGUGAAUUUUCACGUCGGGGUGUGGACACGCGGAGCCGAUGAACUGAUGGUUCCUAGCAUUACCGGAGGUACACGCUGGCAUUGCAGGAGGGCCUGCUGAGUAGGAGACAUGAGAAGCCCACGGGCAUGGUUAUUCUUAUGUUCCUGGCAUAGCGGGAGGGCCUGCGAGAUAUGGGACGUGAGGAGCCGAUUGACAUGGUUCUUCUCAUGAUCCUGGCAUAGCAGGGGGUCUUUGCUGGCAAGGCGGGGGGGGGAUGGAUAGGGGCGGUCGCAAUGACCGCGGGAGACGGGCAGGUGCAGCGGGUGGUGGGGGUGCACUCACGUUAUCGCAUGCCGAAGUCGUUAGGCCGUUGACCUCGCACCCGAAAAGGAACGGUAUGCCGGAUGUUUACGGGGCGGUGGUGCUUGUGGUGCUGGUGGUACUGGAAUUUUGUCGGCUGGUGAGGUGUGCCAGCCUGCCCAGGUCAGGUCUGCUGAAGGCUCAAGUCCCGUCAUGGGGUUGAGCAGGUCCGGCACCGAUUGGAAGCUCCGAGCUUCGCGCACGGAGAAAGGAAGGCUCGCGUUGACUGACCUUGGACAUUUUCGUUCGCGGCUUCGAUCGAAGUUCUGUGAAGCUGCUGAUGGUGGUGAUGAUGGGAGCGUUUGUGGGUCCGUUGGCGUCUGCAGCCCAGUAAAAUAAGGGGCGGAUCGAUUGGGCACUACAUACAGCCGUUUUCUGAGUGCAUGUUUUUUUUUAUGAAGGGGUGGAGCGUAGGGGUUGGUUGCCUCUCGUGUGGAGUGAAUUGGGCAUGGGGUUAGCACCCCAGAUGUUCGGUUUCAUUUUCUUUUCGGUGAAAUAUCUUGCCGCAUUCGCAGGCGUGGUUGUUUGGUCUGUGUGUACAGUAGUAGAAGGGACCCGCGUGUCCCGAACAUCGCGGAGUGCAGUACGCUCUACUUUUUCUCUGUUUUUUUGCGUGUGUCUUUGUGCGUGGCGCGCAGCAUGCUGUUGGUAGGCGGGGGAGGUGGGCUCGAAUUCCACUCGUUGUUGCCUUUCCAACGCUAACGUGCGGAGUCAAACAGGUCUCGGCGUGUCCUAGGGAAAGCCCAUUUCCCCUUUGGUUUGAGGGACCCCGCCUGGCCUCACCUCGAGAGAUACGUUUGACUGUUGGUGCCGGUAAAAGCGUUUACACGCGCUGCAUACGUACGUUUUUUUGCCGGAAGGCGAGGUUCUUGUUCAUGUGUGUGCAGUUGCUGUCUUGCAUGUUUUUCACAUCUGUGCCCAUCGGGCAGGCACUCUCUUAUUCCUCCGGCGGCGAGCGCACCGAUCAGCCGAAGUCUUCUUUUGGCUGUACGGUUACAAAUUGUGGUUAGGCUUUUUACUCGUUGUCGUGCGUAGCGGAAGCCAUGUCUAUCCAUCCACCUGGAAAGAACCGCCAUCUUCUGAGUUUGUGUGCGUGAAACGCUGGAUCCGUCUGUUGUAUCUAUCUGUCCUGAUGCGGCACCGUGCUUGGCAUUACAUAGAUGCAUAUGUAUCAUGGCUGUAUGGCUUUAUUGGGCGAGAGGGAGGAGAGGCGCAUUUUGCGUUGUGUUGUUGUUGUUGCGGGAUUUGCGUAGCCUGUUUUCUUUGUUGAGAAUAGCGGAUUGCGAAGUUCCACUUUUGCCUAGGCGUGGACAAUCUGAGGCAAAACAGGAAUUCAGACAGAAUUGUACUUUAUUGCGAGGGCAAUGGGGGGUGCAAUAUAAAUAUUUCUUAAAGUCCUGGCCCUAAUGAACGAUCGGGACAUUGG